Molecule: messenger RNA, 665 nt
Organism: Molossus molossus (Pallas's mastiff bat)
Lineage: Eukaryota; Metazoa; Chordata; Mammalia; Chiroptera; Molossidae
Product: 60S ribosomal protein L27-like
Exons: 1
Coding region: 223-633 (136 amino acids)
Biological process (GO): translation
Cellular component (GO): ribosome; cytosolic large ribosomal subunit
Molecular function (GO): structural constituent of ribosome
Source: RefSeq, a predicted model, not a curated record
AUAAGCAGAAAAAAAAAUAGAUUAGAGGGUUAGGUUGUAAUCAGGGUUUCACAGGGGUAAGUUAUCAUUUUAAAUCUUGCUGAUUAGCAAAUGCCUGGGCCCUGAUAAAGGUAGGGAUCAAACCAACCACCUUUGCUACCCUGGGUCAAAAAUUUAUUUUGGAAUCCCAAUUUUUAAAAACAUUCCAGCUUUCUGGUCUAGGCCCGGGUGGUUACCAUCGAAAUGGGCAAGUUUAUGAAACCCGGGAAGGUGGUACUGGUCCUGGCCGGACGCUACUCCAGACGCAAAGCAGUCAUCGUCAAGAACAUUGAUGAUGGCACCUCGGCCCGCCCCUACAGCCAUGCUCUGGUGGCUGGAAUUGACCGCUACCCCCGCAAAGUGACAGCUGCCAUGGGUGAGAAGAAAAUUGCCAAGAGGUCAAAGAUCAAGUCUUUUGUGAAAGUUUACAACUACAAUCACCUCAUGCCCACAAGGUACUCUGUGGAUAUCCCCUUGGACAAAACUGUCGUCAACAAGGACGUCUUCAGAGACCCUGCUCUGAAACACAAAGCCAGACAGGAGGCCAAGGUCGAGUUCGAAGAGAGGUGCAAGACCGGCGAGAACAAAUGGUUCUUCCAGAAGCUGCGCUUUUAGAUCUUUCUUGUUUCAGUCAUUAAAAGUCCAAA